Messenger RNA from Arctia plantaginis, 3159 nucleotides. The record is from the annotation of a GenBank genome assembly. NCBI's taxonomy places the organism in Eukaryota, Metazoa, Arthropoda, Insecta, Lepidoptera, Erebidae.
AUGACGAGCUCGACGUCUUACAAUAACGACAAAGUCGUGAUGGCUGAGGUGGAAUACCCGGCUAAUGACCCAGCUUCAGGGGCGUUUUUCCAACCAGAUUAUAAGAAGAAUGAAGACUUAAAAUUGAUGUUGGAUGGUUCAAAAGACUCCUUAAAAUUGGAGGCUAUGAAGAGAAUCAUAGGCAUGAUCGCUAAAGGACGGGAUGCAUCAGAUUUGUUUCCAGCAGUUGUCAAGAAUGUGGUAUCAAAGAACAUAGAAGUGAAGAAGCUGGUUUAUGUUUACCUUGUCCGGUAUGCUGAAGAACAGCAAGACCUUGCUUUACUCUCCAUCAGUACAUUUCAAAGAGCUCUAAAGGACCCCAAUCAACUGAUACGUGCGAGCGCCCUCCGUGUCCUCUCAUCCAUAAGAGUUCCAAUGAUUGUGCCAAUUGUGAUGCUGGCCAUUAGAGACUCUUCCAGUGACAUGAGUCCAUACGUCAGGAAAACUGCUGCUCAUGCAAUACCUAAAUUGUACAGCUUAGACCCUGAGCAAAAAGAGGAGCUGGUGGCAAUAAUAGACAAAUUAUUGUCUGACAAGGCGCCGCUUGUUGUUGGUUCAGCUGCUAUGGCUUUCACCGAAGUGUGUGGUGACAGGAUGACUUUGAUCCAUAGGAGUUACAGAAAACUGUGCUCUCUGCUUGCGGACGUCGACGAGUGGGGUCAACUGGCCUUGCUGAACGUACUCACUGUGUACGCCAAGACCUGCUUCCCUGAUCCUAAUACUGAGGACUAUUCAACGGACAGUGAAUCAGACAAGCCAUUCUACGAGUCAGAAAGUGAGGGCACUCCUCGAAAGCAAUCGUCUCAUUCGCCAAGCCUAGACGCCGACCAUAGACUAUUGCUGCGCGCUGCGAAACCGUUGCUGCAAAGUCGAAACUCUGGCGUGGUGAUGGCUGUAGCCCAACUAUUCUAUCACUGUGGACCUGCUCAAGAGUUGCUCCCCGUGGCGAAGGCGAUGAUCCGCCUGCUGCGCGCUCCACUAGAAGUCCAAAGUGUGGUGCUCAACUCAAUCGCAUCGCUCACUGUCAACAAACGAGCAAUCUUCGAACCGUUCCUCAAAUCAUUCUUCGUUCGCAACUCGGACCCUACACACAUCAAGUUGCUGAAACUUGAAAUUCUAACCAACCUGGCGACGGAAGCGAGCGCCCCUGUAGUGCUCAGGGAGUUCCAGACCUAUGUCACUUCUAACGACAAAGCUUUCGCCGGGGCCACUAUACAGGCCAUAGGUAGAUUGGCUGUGGCGAUACAGUCUGAAACCGAGACGUGUCUGAAUGGAUUGCUGCAUCUUCUGUCAAGUAAAGAUGAGUGGGUGGUGUGCGAGGCUGUGGUGGUGGUAAAGCGAGUGGUUGGGGGUGGCGCCACUUCUGCGAGGGCUGCAGUCUCCAGGGCUGCUAAGCUACUCCGAUCUGACAGGCUGGCGGGCAACGCUCGUGCGGCGGGCGUGUGGCUGGUGGCGGAGCACGGCGCCAGGCACCCCCGCGCCGCGGCUAUCCUCGCGCAUAUGGCUUCUAACUUUGCUGACCAGGAUGAACUAGUAAAACUCCAGCUGCUGUCACUAGCAGUAAAACUGUCAAUCACACAACCAGACACAUUGCCGUUGUGCCGUUAUAUCGUAGCACUGGCCCGCUACGACGUGAGCUACGACGUACGCGACCGCGCACGUAUGCUACGGCGGUUCAUUGAACCGCAGGACGGGAAGGUACUACCGAAGUACGCCGCGGACAUUUACCUGCCGGAGAAGCCCAAGCCUACAAUACAGAGUAGCUUCAAAGACCGCAGCCAGUUCACGAUAGGCACGCUGUCGCAGUACAUCGGCAGCGCGGCGGGCGGCUACCGCCCCCUGCCCCCCGCGCCCCGCGCACCCCUCGCCGCGCACCUGCGCGCGCAGCCCGACCUGGCGCCGCCCGCGCAACCCAACACCGACGACACACCGAAAAACAAGAAUUUCUAUUCGGAACCGGGCAGCAGUGGAUCUGGUUCUGAAUCCUCGUCCGACGCUGAAGCUAGCAGCUCGGAGGAAUCCUCUAACGAGGAGGAAAGCACAAAUGAAGAGAAAAAGGAACAAAAGCCAGUCAAAGAAACCAAUAACUACAGAUCAUCUAAUUCGGGCACGUCGGACAGUGAGUCGGACAGCGCGUCGUCAGAUGAAUCUGACAGCGAUUCUGACGAGUCAGCUGACAGCAGCGAUGGGUCCAGCAAGAAAAAUGACUUUGUCAAUGAUAAAAAGCCCCAGAAGCCUCAGCCUGAGCCUAGCAAGGAAGAACCGAAAAGAAACGAGAAGUCAAACUUAGAACUUCUGUUAGAAUUGGACGAGGUGGCCAGCUCUUUGCCCACUAUGACACCCACUUGUGGAGGAUUCUUGUCUCCGCCCACUGGCCCACAAGCUGGGAUAGUUGAUGCGGACAGCAUAACCCCGGUGGGUCCUUCUUACACCUGCCCGACCUAUACGGAGGUGGUGUCCCGCGUGGUGUCGGGUGGUCUGUCCUGCAGCAUGCGCUGGUCGCGCUGCCCCCACUUAUACUCCCAAACCAUGUGUGCGAUAGACCUGUCCUUCACCAACCACACCGCCAACCAGAUCACUAACCUCAGAGUCAACAAAAAGACACUAACAGGGUCCCGGAACAUCCACGAGUUCAACCCAAUCCAGGUGAUACCUCCGGCAUCCACUUUUACGGUCACGUUGGGCGUGGAUUUCGCUGAUACCAUACAGCCGAUCGAAUUCACCGUCAUAAGCUCGCUGGGCGAGGUGUCGGUGUCGCUGAGCCCGGCGGUGGGCGAGCUGCUGCGCGCCGUGAGCAUGGCGCCCGCGCGCUGGGCCCUCGAGCACAGGAGCCUGCGCGGCAUGACCGAGUGUGAUAAAAAAGCCGUGAAGUUAGAGGACGAACAAUUGAUCUGCAGACUUGUGUUUGAGACUGCGAACCUCGCUGCCAUAACCUCUACGGGAGACUUCCUCAGAUUCGCCGGCCGCCUGAUGUCUUCCCAGGACCUGGUUCUCCUCUCCGUGAAGUUGGAGGCCGACUGCUGCCGGGUGACAGCUAACUGCUCCAACAUGGCGAUAGCGUCGCUCCUAACCAACGAAGUUGCUCAGGCUUUGAACAGAUCUUCAACCAUUCUUGCCUAA